Molecule: messenger RNA, 6098 nt
Organism: Monomorium pharaonis (pharaoh ant)
Lineage: Eukaryota; Metazoa; Arthropoda; Insecta; Hymenoptera; Formicidae
Exons: 24
Coding region: 263-5977 (1904 amino acids)
Biological process (GO): peptide catabolic process; proteolysis
Cellular component (GO): cytoplasm
Molecular function (GO): peptide binding; zinc ion binding; metalloaminopeptidase activity
Source: RefSeq, a predicted model, not a curated record
AAUUUGUUAUAAAAUAAAUCAAACAGUUUUAAUAUUGUUUUUAUUUUGUAAGUUACUAUUCUGUUGUAGAAAUUAUGUAAAAACUCAACCUUGAACGUGAUACCUACCUAUUGCUUAAUAUGCCUAAUCCGCUUAAUUAACACUACGGUCACGUUAGUUGUUUUGACGCGGAGACACAUUUUCACAUUACGUUUGUUAUACUUUGCAGUGUUACAUUCACGCUUGUUUGAUAACGCAAGACUACGUUUCUGUGAAUACAAGAAUGUUGUGCAAAAUUAUUUACAUUUACACUUUUGCACUCAUUGCGACAGAAGCUGCUGUUAUUCAUAAUUCAAAUCCCAACGACAAAGAAAUUAAUUAUCAAUUACCUAAUCAUACAAAACCAUUGUUUUAUGAUCUUAAAUUGAACCCACAUCUCACACCGGACAAUUUUAAGUUUGAUGGUGAAAUAUUCAUCGACAUCGAGAUUCUGAACCAGACAAAAACUCUCACGCUGCACGCAAAGAAACUAAUAAUAGAUUUUACUCUUCUGGAACUCAAAAAUGAAAAACAAUCCACUUAUUACAUUCCUACCAUGUACAGUAACAAUGUGACCGAUUUAUUAACUCUGGAUUUUAACGACGAAUUACUCGUUGGACGUUAUAUUUUAUAUUUGAACUUUACUGGUGUAUUGAAUGACAGAUCAUACGGAUUUUAUAGAAGUUCUUACAAUAAUAAUGGAGGUGAUACGCAAUGGUUUGCUGGGACAAAUUUCAUGCCAACUUACGCGCGCGCAGCUUUUCCCUGCUGGGACGAGCCGGCAUUAAAGGCCUCUUUUAAGAUUGCCAUCAAACAUCAUCGUAAUUACACAGCCAUUUCGAACACACCGGUUUCUGAGCAGUCGGAAAUUGACAAGACAGACGAAAAGAUAUGGACACAUUUUGAAGAAUCGCCCGUCAUAUCAACGUACGUAGUCAGCUUCCUAAUCUUCGAUCUUCGUAAUAUAAGGAAUUCCGAUGGAACCAUCAACGUCUGGAGCAGAGGCAACGUAAUUUCCUCAGCGAGUUUUGCCCACGAAGUUGCCCAGAAGGCGGCGAUCGAAUUGGAACGAUAUACCAAUAAUUCCGUUCGGCCGGCCAAAAUCGAUCACGUUGCGCUUCCUGACAGAUAUGUUAUUGGAUACAAUAAAGGCAUGGAAAGUUGGGGGCUUAUCACUUACAGGGAAACCGCAAUACUGUACAAUACAGAUAGUAGUUCAAUCGACACAUUAUACAGAAUUGCAGAGAAUAUCAUUCAUCAAUCGAGCCAUCAAUGGUUCGGUAAUAUUGUUAGUCCCUUUUGGUGGACUGAUAUAUGGCUAAAUGGAGGACUUGCUGAAUAUUUUAAAUACUACAUUACUGAUAAGAUAUAUAAAGAUUGGAGAAUUACGAAUUUUUUAAUUGUGGAAACACUGAAUUCAAUACUUAUUAUGGACAGUUUUAAGCACGCGCAACCUCUUAAUUUAAAGCCUAAUACUAUUGGAGAAAUAAAUUUAAAAUGUUCUUCACAAGGCAAUCAGAAAGCUUUUCUACUUCUACGGAUGUUGUCACAUUGCCUUUCUGAUGAAGUAUUUCGCGUAGGUCUCAUCAGAUACCUUGAUAAACACAAAUACGGCGUAGCGAAACCUGAAGAUUUAUGGGACACUUUACAAGGUGCAUUUGAUGAAACAAUGGUACUUCAAAACAAAUUUAAAAUUCAAGAAGUAAUGGACACCUGGAUAGAACAGAAAGGAUAUCCUCUCGUUACAGUAACCAGAGAUCAACAUACCGGAAAAAUAAAAAUUACACAGGAAUAUUUUCAACCGUAUGAAAAAAUACGUACACUUAAAAACAUCAAUAACGUAAACACUACGAACGUGAAAUGGUGGAUUCCCAUAAAUUUUGCAACUCGCACAAAUCCAGAUUUCUCGUCGACCUUAACCACGCAUUGGUUAUCACCAGAAACUGAAGAGCUUAUAAUCGAUGAUAUCGACCCGCAAGAUUGGAUUAUCGUGAACAUUCAACAAACUGGUUUUUAUCGUGUAAAUUAUGACACAACAAACUGGUUGAAAAUUGCUGGCUAUCUGAAUUCUGAGAAUUACACAAAAAUACAUGUAUUAAAUCGCGCAAAUUUAAUUAAUGACGCAAUUCGUCUUAUGUUCGCGGAUAAAUUAGAUCCUAGAAUUUUCAUGGAUAUCACGAAAUAUCUGCGACGUGAAAUUGAUUAUGUAGUAUGGCAUUCAUUGUUUAAAACGUUGCGAUAUGCAACCAAGUUUUUUUCUUAUAAUGGAGGAGGUGAAAUGCUUGAACCGUACAUCCAUUACUUGAUGACUGCCAUAGCACAAACACAUCUACAGGAUUAUUUACAGAACCCAAAUGAUGAUUAUUUCAAAAAUUUAACGAGAAUUACAAUUUCUGAGGAUGCAUGCGUCUUGAAUGACCCUACAUGCUUAUGGAAAGCACAUGUUCAAUUACUUGAUUACAUAGAAAAUUCAAUGAUACUUACAAAUAGAACUACAUUCCAGAAGAAAAGAUGGAUGUUCUGUAAUGGUAUAAAACGAGCAAAUGAAACUAUUUGGAACAAGCUGCUGUAUAUGUAUACAAACAUGUCCGAACUAACAUUGUACUGCCUUGGACACUCCAAGAAUCAGACUAUUAUUGCAAAAUUUUUAAAUAUGACUAUAUCAGAAGAUUCACCAUUAACAAAGAAUGAUAUUCCUCGUGUUAUCUACUCAGUAUUAAAUGGAGAUUUUCCAAAUAUUGAUAUGGUGAUAGAUUUUAUUACAAAUAACUGGGAUAGACUUACAGCUAUCGUAGACGAUCCGACAAGUUUGAUACAUGAUAUUAGUUGGAAUGUUGUAUCUAGGAAACAAAUCGAAAAGACAAAAACACUUUUAGGUAAACUUGGAAUAAAAGUGCCACAAAUAUUAAAUAUCCAAGAACAAAAUAUGGAGUUGAUAGAAACAAUAGUAAACAAAAUUCGUAUGUGGUUAGAGCAUGAAAUUUCGAACUCUACAGCCAUCUCUACAAUCUACGAAUAUUACAUUCCAAUAAAUUCAAAUAUCGAUUUUUCUAUCAAUAACUUCAGUAAUAUUAUUGAAAAUAUUCAAAGCAGCAAAAUUGGAGACUUAUGCCAUUAUACAUAUAUCUAUAUAUAUGGCAUGCAAAUAAAACGGUUCAAAUAUAUACGAGAAGCAGAUCGUUUCGUCAGUCUUAUCAAUAUACGCACGCUUAAUCAUUGCAUAAGUUACAUUAUGGCAAUCGUCAAAAGUACAUUGGCAUUAAUCUUAUUAAUAGUUACUAGCCAAGCCGGUUUUCUUCAAAAUAAUAAAGCAAUAGAUAAUGAAGCGGUAAAAGAUUCUGAAACAAAUCAAUUUCGUUUACCAAAACAUAUUGUGCCCAUUCAUUACGACAUAAAACUAAUACCUCAUAUUGUGGAAAAUAAUUUCACUAAUGGCGAAACAAACAUUGAUAUCGAAGUGCGCGAACCGACAAAUGUUAUCGCAUUGCAUGCUUUAAAACUCACAAUAAACGAAUCACUAACGAAGAUUAUUCGCAAAAGAGUAAACAACGUGAAUUCUGAAUUGGAGUAUAUCCCAAAACAACAUGAAUAUAAUUUUCUAACUCAAAUUCUGACUCUACGAUUUGAGGAGUCGUUGGAUCCUGGAAUCUACAUGCUACAUUUUACUUUCAUGGGCGUAAUAGAUCCAGAAAAUAGUUGGCAACGCGGAUUUUAUAAAAGAUUUUAUAUUGACAACAAAGGAGAUAAGGUAUGGUUAGCAGUAACACAUCUUCAACCAACCGCUGCGCGUCGAGUAUUUCCGUGUUGGGACGAACCUGCCAUAAAAGCAACCUUCAAAUUUUCCAUCAAGCACUAUCCUAAUUAUACAGCGUUAUCGAAUAUGCCAUCCACGCGAUCGGAAAUCGAUGAAGCCGAUGGAAAAUUAUGGACAUACUUUGAGGCAACUCCUAUUAUGUCUACUAAUUUAUUAGGAUUUAUGAUUGGCGAUUAUGAUUAUGUCUCAAAUUUGGAUGGUACUGUCAAAAUAUGGGGUCCAAAACAUCUUCUUUCUCAUGCUGCACAAUCUCUUGAUAUUAUCGAGAAGGCAACGCAGGAACUUGAAAAAUUCACCAAUAGCAGCGUCCAUGUACCGAAAAUGGAUCAUGUUGCCAUUCCAUAUUAUGACGCUAGAGCCACUGAAAACUGGGGUAUGAUUGUCUAUGAACAAGGCAUACUUCUUAAAGACAAGAGCUUACAUACUACUAAUGAUAUUGCCGAUAUUAUGACAAUUACUCACGAAUUAGCGCAUCAAUGGUUUGGAAAUUUAGUCAGCUCAAUUUGGUGGAAAUAUCUUUGGUUGAGCGAAGGCAUAUCGACCUACCUAAAAUACUAUAUUACUGACAAGUUUCUCAAAGAAGAACGAUUGAUGGAUUAUAUGACGGUAACCGUUAAACAACAAAUGCUAUAUACAGAUUUACUUUUUUACAACCCAAUUCAUGUAAAUAUUACUGGUCACCAAAACGUUUUUGAAGCAUUUUCUGGCAAAACUUACAGAAAAUCUGCUUUUCUUCUACAUAUGGCAUCACAUUUCUUGAGAGAGGAUGUAUUUCGAAAUGGUUUGAUAAAAUACCUUCAAACACAUGAAUACAGCAGCGCUACACCAGAUGAUUUAUGGAAGGCAUUACAAGACGCCCUUGAUGAGUCGGAUGUACCACAUGAUAAUUUUAAAGUAAAAGACGUAAUGGAUACUUGGUUCGAGCAGGCAUGGUAUCCUCUCGUUGUGGUCAAUCGAGAUUAUGUUACAGGCGAAAUCAAGGUGACACAGGAAACAUUGAAAUAUUCAAAAACCAAUUACAGCGAUAAAGGAAAUGAGACAUGGUGGAUACCCUUAAACUUUGCAACGCAAAGUAACUUGGACUUCUCGUCUACAUUAGCCACCCAUUGGCUAAAACCGUACGACGAGGGUACAACAAUUGAAGGAGUGGACAUUAAUGACUGGAUUAUUGUAAAUAAACAUCUGACAGGAUUUUAUCGUGUGAAUUACGAUACAACCAAUUGGAAAAAAAUUGCUGCUUUUCUUAAUUCUGAUAACUACGAUAAGAUCGCAGUCCUGAAUCGUGUACAAAUUCUCGAUGAUGCUUACUACAUGAUGAAGACUGAACAACUUGACCCUACUACUUUUGUUGAAAUUAUAAAUUAUUUGUCGCGUGAAACUGACAUUGCACCAUGGUACCGAGCUCUGUACAACUUUUCAAAUUUAAUUGACUACUUGCGAUUAUCUGAAGGAGAAACAAUCCUUAAACCAUACUUAUUAAACUUAAUGCGUAAGCUAUUUGAGCGUGUUGAUUUUGAAGAAAAGCCUGGUGAUGAUAUUUUUACUAAAAGUAUUAGAAAUGAUCUGUACGAAUAUGAUUGUGUACAUGGAUUUUCGAAAUGUCAAGCAAAAAUUACUUCUAAAUUGCUUGCAUACGUGGAAGAUCCAAUCGCAAAUAAGCAAAUAGUUCAACAAGAAUCGCUAUAUUGCUUUGGUUUAAUAAAAGCGAAUGAAUCUUUGUGGGAUCAGUUUUUACAAGCACAACAGAGAACAAAAUCUCAAACGCCGUUUUUUGGUUGUUCAGAGAAUUUACAAAUUCUUAAAAAACAUUUAAAUUUUGUUUCCAAAAAUACAGAAGACUACUUCUUUUUCUUCCAUAACAUGUUAAAAAAUUUUCCAACUACUAAUGUAGCAAUUGAAUUUUUUUUUAAUAAUUAUGAGGAUAUUAAUGAGCUAUCUAUUCUUGAAAGAAUUAUUGACAAUAGUUUCAAAGAAGAGGAAAUUAAUAAGAUAAAAAUAUUAGCUGAACAACAUUCGAUCGAUAUACAAGCAUAUUUAAACGAGAGAAAAGUAACCUUAGACAAAAUGAAAUAUAAUUUGUCGAAAUUCCGGGAAGCAUUGGAAAAUGCACAAUCUACCAAUACAUUAAACAAUAAUAUAUCAUAAUCGGAUAUAAUUUACAUUUAAAUGUAUAUGAAAUAACUAUACAAAUUGUAAAUAUAUAUAAUAAAAAUAAUAAAAAUAAACCAGAAGUGGUCUUUAUACAAAGCUCCACCAGUGACACAUA